This is a messenger RNA of Gasterosteus aculeatus aculeatus (three-spined stickleback), 830 nucleotides long. It is a transcript of the gene commd9, whose product is annotated as COMM domain containing 9. The record is from RefSeq and is a predicted model, not a curated record. NCBI's taxonomy places the organism in Eukaryota, Metazoa, Chordata, Actinopteri, Perciformes, Gasterosteidae.
GUUGAACAUCAUUUCCCAUGAGCGCCAGCAGAUUUAUCAUGUGAUACUCAGGUGACGUCACAUGACAACAUGGCUGCCGCUCUGUCCAGCGAACAUUUUGACAAUUUACAGCUCCUCCUGAAGGCUCCGUCUAAAGACGCAGUGAGAGACAUCUGUGUUCAGAGUCACAGGGGGACGCACCGCCGGCUGGAGGAGACGACGGCGGAGACAAUGAAUGUUACCACUGCUCAGGCUGCUCAGCUCCUCCGCUCCCUCCACCUCCUCUCUCACCAUGUUCUCUUCCACCAUCUGGGUUCUGCAGAGCAGAUCCUCCGUCUGUUCCCUGACUCCUUCCACUCCAGUCUGAAGAACCUCAUCACCAAGAUCCUGCUGGAGAACAGUCCGACGUGGAGGACGGAAGCUCUCCGAGAUCAGAUCUCUCUCCCACAGCUGAAGGAGUUGGACUGGAGAGUCGACAUGGUGACCGGAUCAGACUCAGUCGGUCGGUUGUCCGUCCCGACCUGUCUAGUCCAGAUCAAGAUGGAGGACCCAUGUCCGUCGGCGGGCAUCGAGCCGGUUUCCACGGUGAUGGUGGAGCUGAGCCGGGAGUCAGUGGACACCAUGCUGGACGGACUGGGACGCAUCAGAGACCAGCUGUCUGUCGUCGCUGCCAAGUGAUUGGUCCGUCCAGAAGAUGACAUCACAAAGCUGUGAUGUCACUAUGUGAUUUCAUCACUGAUCCUUUUUUUUGUCAUGUAUUCAAGUUUUUAUUAAUUAGUUCGAAUGUUUACAGAAAUAUGUCAAUAACAAAUUUACUAAAAUAAAAACAGAACUUUUUUUUGUUUCUAAAA